Molecule: messenger RNA, 1272 nt
Organism: Trypanosoma rangeli
Lineage: Eukaryota; Euglenozoa; Kinetoplastea; Trypanosomatida; Trypanosomatidae
Exons: 1
Coding region: 1-1272 (423 amino acids)
Source: RefSeq, a predicted model, not a curated record
AUGCACGAAGACUACGCCGCACCUUUGCUCACGCGUGGGGAUUUUGAGGCAAUCAAACACGAUCCACUGCUCAUACUUGAAUGGGGCACAAAAGCUGUCGUGUCGCUUCAAAAGGGUGAAGCCGCACUAAAGGCACAGCUUGAAGCCAUCCAGUCGCAGCUGCAGGACGCCAGCAAGGAUGUAAAGUUCGACAGCCAGCGCUACAAGGAGGUCAUGGAUGCGACGGCAGAACUGGAGCGGGACCACCGCAUGCUGUCUAUGCGCUGCAGCGACACGGAGUCGGGAAACAAACGACUCGCGAGGGUGGUCGACGAGAUGCGGCAGGAGAAGGAGGCGAUGCGGGAGGAGUUGCGGACGCUGGGGGGCUCCCUAGGCUUGCUCGACAGGCAACACGCCGACACCGUUGCCGCAGUGGCAGUAAUGGAGAAGGCUGGCCCGGAGGAAGAAGCAAAGGGGAAAGGGCUGCAAGAGGCUAUUGCAAGGAAAAUUGAAUCCUUAGACAUCCUUACGAAUGAAAUUGUGAGUUGCACUAACAACGUGACAAGCCUGCAGCGGAAAGUGGAAAAGUUGGAGUGUGAGCGUCUUGUGCUGGAGGCGGAGACACUGGCACUUGAGCAGACUACGUCGCAGCAGGAGCGGACCAUCAAUUAUCUUCAAUACGAGUCGGCAAAGCUCAAUGAUACCUUCAAUGCAAGGGCGUCUGAAUUGGUUGAGGCGAAGAAGCAGACGGCGGCGAUGCUGCUUGAGCUUCAGCUGCAGGUGACGAGAGCGGAGGAGGAAAUGGCGCGGCUGCAUAACGCCGUUGCCAAUGAGACGAGUUUAACUGGGCGGCAAAACAUCUGGCAGGCAAAGGAGCUUCACGCCAAGACGGAGGAUCUCCUCACCGCGCAUCAGGAGCUGGCAAAGGAGCGUGGAAAGAUGAGGACGGAACAGGCCUUGAUGCAGGAAAAGCUGUAUCGCCUAAAGAACAAUGUGCUGGUGGUAGAGAAGCAGAACCAGGUACUGAAUGGGACGCUGCAGCAACUGGAAGAAGAGGAUGAGCUCCUUAGGGCAAACUACAAUGAACGCAAAAAUGAGGCGUUGGAGGAGAUGAAUAAGCAGUUAGCCAUUGCGCAGCAACUCAGCGCUGAGCUUGAAGAGGCACGUGAGAAUCUGUAUCUGCUGAACUCCAAAGUGUGCAUGACCUGCCGUUUGUCCAUUUUCCCAAGCGAGUUGCCAAGCCCCUUUCCAAGGAAAGGAGAAGAGGCACAAAAAGAAAGGGAUGUCAUGUGA